UCUCUUGAAUUUUCAGAAAUAAAAAAAAAGAAAAUUAUCGAAUAGUCUUUCUCGAGUGGAAAAAGGUCACUUUUGAGUGCUAUACCUCUUGACACAAUCACUUGAAAAUUCUCCAAGUGCCUAAAUUGGUAGUUUGAAAUCACAAGAAGAGAUUGUAUGUCAUUUGAAUUGUGUUCGGUGUUACUGUUUGAGAAAAUAAAAGUAUGGCAUCACGAAAUGAAAUUGUCGUGAAAAAAGAGCCAAGUAAAUCACAAAGUAGAUCUGCAAGUCCAAUAAAAUUGCCAAGAAAUGUGUAUUAUUUGGGCAGGACCAUUGGAAAGGGUGAAUAUGGCACUGUUGUACAUGCUAAAAUGCUUACAAAACACCAUCGAAUGAUUGAUCUUGCAUGCAAGAUUGUUGAUCUCAAUAAAACACCCCAAAAAUAUGCCAAACACUUCUUCAAACGUGAACUCAAAAUCCUAUCCCAAAUCAAUCAUCCAAAUAUCAUUGAGACACUCAGUAUCAUUCAUCAAAGCAGUAAAAUCUACAUUUUUAUGCAAUAUGCCGACAAUGGUGAUCUACUGGACUACAUCAAGAAGAACGGAUCAAUUGGCGAAGAACAUGCCCAGAGAUGGUUCAUCGAGAUGCUCGAGGCCAUUGACUACCUGCACAGUAUCGAUAUUGCCCAUCGCGAUCUCAAGUGUGAAAAUAUCUUAAUUUCUCAUACAAUGAAUGUGAAGAUCACGGACUUUGGCUUUGCACGCUACACCACGCCAGAAUCAUAUUCGCGCACCUUCUGUGGUUCAGCCGCCUACGCAGCACCUGAGGUCAUUGUCAAUACGCCAUACAAUCCCAAAAUAUCCGAUGCAUGGUCAUUGGGAGUUAUUCUUUUUGUCAUGCUAAACGGAACUAUGCCCUUUAAGGACGACAAUCGCAAGAAACUCAUAAUUGAUCAGCAAAAGAAAAAUUACAAGUACACUAAGGAUGUUUACUGGGAGAUAUCCAAUAAAACCAGGACAAUUGUAGAUAAUCUCCUUGAAGCAAAUCCCCUUCUGAGAUGGACUGUCAACCAAACACUUAAAUUUGAAAAACUCUUCUAAAAUUCAUUGAAGAUAUUAUGCAAAAUUAAAAAUAAAAAUUUUAUAUAGAAAAAAAUUAUCAAUCUUAAAUAAUUUUAUAUAAAAUUUGUUAAAAUAAAAAUAAAACGGAUGGU
Phlebotomus papatasi is the source of this 1192-nucleotide messenger RNA. RefSeq names its product testis-specific serine/threonine-protein kinase 3 (gene Tssk). Lineage: Eukaryota; Metazoa; Arthropoda; Insecta; Diptera; Psychodidae. The record is from RefSeq and is a predicted model, not a curated record. Bases 204 to 1079 code for a protein of 291 amino acids. Gene Ontology annotation, molecular function: ATP binding; protein serine/threonine kinase activity. Gene Ontology annotation, cellular component: cytoplasm. Gene Ontology annotation, biological process: autophagy; peptidyl-serine phosphorylation. The transcript has a single exon.